This is a messenger RNA of Populus euphratica (Euphrates poplar), 3678 nucleotides long. RefSeq names its product probable LRR receptor-like serine/threonine-protein kinase At1g53430. The coding region runs from base 390 to 3497 and encodes 1035 amino acids. Gene Ontology annotation, biological process: protein phosphorylation. Gene Ontology annotation, molecular function: protein binding; protein kinase activity; ATP binding. The transcript has 24 exons. The record is from RefSeq and is a predicted model, not a curated record. NCBI's taxonomy places the organism in Eukaryota, Viridiplantae, Streptophyta, Magnoliopsida, Malpighiales, Salicaceae.
UCUGUUUUACUUUAACAAGCAGUGUUUUCCAUUUCUUUGUAUAUAUAUAUAUUUUUUUCUCUGGGUUUUGCUUUUAGAGCUUUGUUGACCCUUUCUCAAUAUUACACAUGACGACAACAGCAUUUUUUUCAAUAAAAGGUCGCAAUGCAAAAUGAAACAUAAAAAAUAAAAACCCGAGUAACUCGUCAUCUUUAAAGCCCCUCCAGCAUUAUCUUUCCCUCCAACCACCUUACUCUCUUUCUUCCCUCUCUUAAAAAAAAAAACAAAAGAAAAACAUUGUUUCUGUCCCUGAACUACUGCUCUUUUUCGUGUUCUUUGAAUUGUUUUUUUGGAGAUAUUAAUUACCCCACAAUUAGAGAAAGAGUAACUGUGUUCUGCUUGCUUAAAACAUGGCGUUUGUUGAAUCACUGUCAAAGACUGCCUCUGUUUUUGUUUUCGGUUUUGUGCUGUUGAAUUGCUUUGUUGUGGAAAAGUUUAGAUCUCAUGCCCAAGAAGUGACCCCACUCUUGCCACAUGAUGAAGUGCAAAUCCUUCAAACAAUAUCCGACAAACUGAAAAACAACAAUUGGACGACAAUCGAUCGAACUUCCUGCAGUAGCGCACAGUGGAAGCUGUACAUCAGCGACCCCCCCAAAAAUGACAGAAUUCAAAGCAAUGUUACAUGUGACUGUACAUUUGAAAAUAACACCGUCUGUCAUGUCAUCAGCUUCAAGCUGAAGGGUUUUAAUCUGACUGGAGUUCUACCAGUGGAAUUUCGAAAUCUGACCCAACUGCUCGAAAUUGAUCUCUCUCGCAACUACUUAAAUGGAUCAAUCCCAGGAAGUCUAGCUGAGCUCCCAAACCUUCAGAGUUUGUCUCUUCUGGCAAACCGUCUCUCCGGUUCAAUUCCUAGGGAAAUUGGUAGCUUUACGACUCUGAAGUCCCUGGUCCUGGAAGAUAAUCUACUAGGAGGGUCUCUUCAUCCAGACCUGGGAAAUUUGAAAAGCUUGGAGAGACUUCUUCUUUCCGCAAACAAUUUUUCAGGAACAAUACCAGACACAUUUGGCAAUUUAAAGAAUUUAAAUGAUUUUAGGAUAGAUGGAAGUGAACUGUCAGGGAAGAUACCUGACUUUAUUGGGAACUGGACCAACAUUACAACAUUGGAUUUGCAAGGAACAUCCAUGGAGGGUCCUAUUCCCUCUACCAUUUCACUGUUAAAAGAAUUAACAAUUUUGAGAAUAUCGGAUUUGAAAGGAUCUAGUUCAACUUUCCCUGAUCUGAAAUAUAUGACAAAAAUGGAAAAACUGAUUCUGAGAAAUUGCUCAAUGACUGGUUCAAUCCCAGAAUACCUUGGAAAUAUGGCAGACCUAGAUACUCUAGAUCUGAGCUUUAACAAGUUGACAGGCCAGAUUCCUGGCCCGUUAGAGAGUUUGACAAAUAUAAAGUUCAUGUUUCUGAAUAACAACUUACUAACCGGAGAAGUGCCUGCUUGGAUAUUGGAAAGCAGGAAAGAACUGGAUUUAUCUUACAACAAUUUUACUGGAUCAGCUGAGCAAAGUUGUCAACAGCUACCAGUGAACUUAGUUUCUAGUCAUGUGUCAACUGGGAGCAACAAGAUUUCUUGGUGCUUGAACAAGGACCUUGUUUGCACAAGAAAAUCUCAAUACCAUUCCUUGUUCAUAAACUGUGGAGGGAGCAGUGAGACUGUUGGUGAUAAUGAAUAUGAAGACGACACGACUACAGGUGGGGCAGCUGAAUUUGCAUCUAUAUCAGAAAGAUGGGGUUAUAGCAGUACAGGGACUCAUAUUGGCAAUGAUGACGGCGCUUACAAAGCAACAAAUUCUUAUGGUCUGAAUGUGACCGGCGAAGGUUUUUACCGAACUGCUCGCCUUGCUCCUCAAUCACUCAAGUACUAUGGCCUGUGCAUGCUGGCGGGCAGUUACAAAGUGCAGCUCCACUUUGCUGAAAUUAUGUUUUCCAAUAAUCAGACUUUUAGCAGCCUUGGGAGGCGGAUAUUUGAUAUAUCAAUUCAAGGGAAGGUAGUUGAGGCAAAUUUCAAUAUUAUGGAGGAAGCUGGAGGUGUUGGUAUUGGCAUCACUAAGGUAUUUGAUGGUAUAAUUGUUAAUGGUAGCACACUGGAGAUACACUUAUACUGGUCAGGCAAAGGUACUACUGCUGUUCCUGACAGGGGUGUCUAUGGACCUCUCAUAUCUGCCAUUACAGUGACUCCAAACUUUAAGGUAGAUAACGGUGGCGGAUUAUCAGUUGGAGCUAUUAUUGGCAUUGUAGCUGCUCCAUGUGUGCUUGCGGCAUUGGUUUUGCUGGUCCUCCGGAAGAAAGGUUACUUGGGAGGGAAGGACCUUGAAGAUAAAGAACUCCGUGCUCUAGAUCUCCAAACUGGUUAUUUCAGCCUAAGGCAAAUUAAACAUGCGACCAAUAAUUUUGACCCUGCAAAUAAGAUAGGAGAAGGAGGAUUUGGUCCAGUUUACAAGGGUAUGUUGUCAGAUGGUUCUGUAAUUGCUGUAAAGCAGUUAUCGGCCAAAUCGAAACAAGGAAAUCGUGAAUUUGUGAAUGAGAUAGGCAUGAUAUCUGCCUUGCAGCAUCCCCAUCUCGUGAAGCUGUAUGGUUGUUGCAUUGAAGGAAAUCAGUUGUUGUUAGUAUACGAAUACUUGGAAAACAAUAGCCUUGCUCGGGCCCUUUUUGGUCGUGAUGAACACCAGAUUAAACUGGACUGGCAAACAAGAAAGAAAAUAUUGUUGGGCAUUGCAAAGGGAUUGGCUUAUCUUCAUGAAGAGUCCAGGCUGAAAAUUGUACACAGAGACAUAAAGGCAACUAAUGUGCUGCUUGAUAAGGAUCUAAAUGCCAAGAUAUCUGACUUCGGUUUAGCUAAACUUGACGAAGAAGAAAACACUCAUAUUAGCACGCGGAUUGCUGGGACAAUAGGUUAUAUGGCUCCAGAAUAUGCUAUGAGGGGUUACUUGACAGAUAAAGCAGAUGUUUACAGCUUUGGGGUUGUUGUUUUAGAAAUUGUCAGUGGGAAGAGCAACACGAAUUACAGGCCGAAGGAGGAGUUUGUUUAUCUUCUUGAUUGGGCCUAUGUCCUGCAAGAGCAAGGAAACCUUCUAGAGCUUGUGGAUCCAAGCCUUGGUUCAAGCUACUCAAAAAUAGAGGCAUUGAGGAUACUUAACUUGGCUCUCUUGUGCACCAACCCAUCUCCCACUUUGAGGCCAUCAAUGUCUUCUGCAGUGAAGAUGCUUGAGGGUCAAAUUCCAGUCCAAGCUCCAAUAGUCAAGCGCAGUACCAUGGACCAGGAUGCAAGGUUCAAAGCCUUUGAGCUUCUCUCACAUGAUAGCCAAACACACGUCUCAAAUGGAUCUCAAAGCAGUCAGAUACAGAAAAGCAUAUCAAUGGAUGGACCGUGGAUGGAUUCUGAAUUUUCUAUCCAAAGUAAGGAUGAGAUCAUAGAUUCCUCAUCGACCAAGCUUCUUAAGGAUCUUUACGACGUCAACUUAGAUUGAUCAAAGGAAAUUGAUGAAAUAGUCCCUCCCUUUCUUUUGGUCUGGUAGUAUUCGGAGUUUGCAAAUAGGAUUUCUGAGUAAUCAAGUCAUACAUUUAAAUGAUUUGUUCUGGUAUAUGUUGAUUCUUUUGUUAAGAAAUAAAAAACAUUGGAGAGCUUGGUCUUUCGAAUUGGCAUUGUCA